Messenger RNA from Drosophila takahashii, 1092 nucleotides. Lineage: Eukaryota; Metazoa; Arthropoda; Insecta; Diptera; Drosophilidae. The record is from RefSeq and is a predicted model, not a curated record.
AUGAGCGAAUAUAUCCUUAAGAAGAAAUUUCUUGAACAAAAGGAUGAGUCCACGGAAAGGCCAAGAAGACAGCAUCAUAUCGUCGUCGGUGACUUCUUGAGACUGCCCGUAUUCUUUUACAACACAUUGGGUAUUGCUCCCUACGAAACUGAUCGAACUCCGAGCCUUUGGUUUAAUUUAUACUUCGUGUUAAUAAUGAGCAAUGCCACCUUAAAUGGGACAUUGGAAUUCGUAUAUACGUGGAUGUGCUUUCGCCAAAACGACAUCUUUGAGGGCUGUAUUAUGUGUGGAUAUUGCGCAUUUACGGUCACCGGCAUGCUUAAAAUCGUAGCGGUGGCGAUGCAAAAAAAGAGAUUGACAACUCUAGUGAAGAGCUUGGAGUCCUGCUUUCCACCGUCCGACAAAAGGGAACAGGAGCAGUAUUCAGUAAAGAGUUACCUCAAACGCUGUGACCUCUUUUCCAAAGGCUUUGCAGGACUCUUCUUAAUUAUGUACUUCAUCCACAGCCUGACCGCCAUUAUAAUAUACGCCUACAGAAUAUUGGUGCUCCGAUUACCCGAUGUCGAGGAAUCUCUGCCCUUCUUUGACCUGGAGCCCUGGAACUGGCAGGGAUCCUGGAGAUACUACAUGUCCUAUGUCGCGCAGUCGAUUGGCGGUUAUACCGCCACAGUCGGAAAUUUUGCUGCCGACCUCAUGAUCUUUGGCGUGGUCUUUCAGGUCACCAUGUACUUCGAAGGGCUAUCCAGGGCACUCAGGGAGUUCAGGAUCCGGAACGGUAGCGAGGUUGACGGAGCGCGCAAGGACUUGGAGGAGCUGCGAUCCCUGAUUGCCUAUCACAUCAAAAUACUCCGACUCACCGAACUGAUGAACGCGGUUUUUGGUGCUACGCUGCUGCUUAACUUUAUGGUCUCAUCGUGGCUCGUCUGUCUUUUGGGCUUUCAGUUGACCAUUGAAUUCAGCCCCGAACAUUUUGCCAAGCAGGUGCUUAUGCUAGUUUCAGCUCAGCUCGAGAUAUAUCUGUUGUGCUACUUCAGCCAGAUGCUGAUCAAUGCGGUGGCCUACAGGAAAAAGCUCAAGCAGAUCAACGGAUGA